ACACACGUCACACACACACGCACGCGCGCGCACACACACACACACACACACACACAACACUGCACCGCGACGUGAUUCUAUACAACCUGACGUGGAACGAAAUACUCGGUUAUGGUUAUCAUGUUAACAUAUUGUAUAUUUAUCAUGCGAAGUUAUGUUGAUUAUUGAAUGAAAUUAAUCAAUGUGGAAAUAGAAAUAUCUUAUAGUAUUGUAAAUAAUUCAAAACAACACCAGUGAUAAUAAUUUAAUCAAGAUGACAACAGCAGAUUGGGAUGAAGUUAAAAGGCUAGCUGCUGAUUUCCAAAAGGCACAGCUGAGCUACACAUUGCAAAAGUUAUCGGAGCGCAAUUGUGUAGAAAUUAUUAUGAAAUUGACAGAAAACAAACUUCUGGAUGUAAUUUUUACCAAUGAUGGAAAGGAGUACGUUACACCCCAACAUCUGGCCAAGGAAAUUAAGGAUGAACUUUAUAUUCAUGGAGGACGAGUGAAUUUAGCAGAACUAGCUAAUAUUCUAAAUGUGGAUUUGUCACAGAUUUCAAAGAUUGCUAGCGAUAUUGAAAAACAUGAUAAGGGAGUAAAAAUAAUAUUGGGACAGUUAAUUGAUAGAAAUUAUAUUGCAAAAAUUGCAGAGGAAAUAAAUGAUAAACUCAAUCAAAAUGGUUUCAUAAGCAUUGCUGAUUUAACACUGAAUUAUGAUUUGCCAGCAGAGUUUUUACAAUCUUUAAUUGAAAAGGAAUUAGGCAAAUCUAUAUUUGGCAAGCAAGAUACACAGGAUCCUCGCAUCUUCUACAACCAGGGUUACGUAGCAAGAAAUGAGGCCAAGAUAAGGGGUGCUCUUUCAGCUAUUACUAAGCCUACUCCUAUUUCAGCUGUCUUAGGACAAUGCUCCGUUCCAGAAAGAAUAUUCUUUGCUAUUUUGGAAAAUCUUCAAGAGAAGCAACAAGUACCAGGUGUAGUGACUGGCAAACAAAGUAGUAAUAGUAUUUAUGUUCCAACUAUUUACUCCAAGACUCAAAGUGAAUGGGUAGACAACUUUUAUAAACAGAAUGGUUACCUUGAAUACGAUGCACUGUCAAGGCUGGGUAUCUCAGAUCCAAAAAGUUUUGUCAAACGUCAUUUUUCCAACGAAAGCUUGGUAUAUCUCGAUACAGUGGCAGUUGGACCUGUUCUCAUAGAUCAAGUUGAUGCAAACAUUGAAGAAGUAGUUGCAACUGGAUCGUACACCGAUAUUUAUCCUCUUUUACCAUCAGUCUUCAGCUCUCAAGAUGUAGAAAGAUUACUAAAGGAAUCUUCCUCGAGGAUGAAAUCUUCUAUUCACAUUUUUGCUACAACAGUUAUUGUAUCUGAUGCUUACUUGCAAGCUUUGUACAAACAGUUAGAACCUUUAGCUGAGAAAAAAGCCAAAGAGGCUGUUGAAAGUGGAAAGUGGCUUCAGUCAAUUGUAGAAAAUAAAUUAAAAUCAAAAACAUCAGAUGUCAGUGAUAAUAAAGUUGACAGAAAAGCUGAAAGAAGAAAAAAAGCGUCCAGUGGCAAAGCUGGGGGUGGUAGUCAAGGUAGAGAAACCAAAACGAAAUCUACAAAGAAGAAGUAUCAACAAGGUAAAAGUCAAGAUUUUGACUCGGAUGAUGAGCCUAGUGGGCCAACACAUGGAAAAGUUCAGCUAGAACUAGUGAAUACUACUGAUAUUAAAAAAGAACUCAACAAAGACGAAAAUUUGGCUGAUAUGGACGAGUUCAUUGACGAUUUGUCAGCUCACUUGCAACUACUACUCAACAAGCAAGUUGCAGUAAUAGCUGAACAGUUAUCACAAAAACACAAGAGUACAGAUCUUAAUGAAGUUGACGAUCGCCUUAAUGCAAUAAUAACAAACAUGAGAGUAUUUGACAAAGGCAUCAAAUGUUUGGAUAAACAUGAUCAAACUCCAAUGGCUAAAUACCUGUUGAAAACUCUUGGUGUAGAUUUUACGACGGAAAUUUUUAAGUUAGCCGCUCAUCAAAAUGUUAUACAAUGUUCCCCCAACUUAACGUCUGAAGCUAGACAAAAAAUGCUUCUUGAUUUACCAAAAGAAGUAAAAGAGCCACUGACCAAUUUGCACAAAGCUGUUGCGGGAAACUCUGUAGAAGACUUUUUUAACACUAUUGAACCAGCAAUGUCAGUGUGUUGUUUAGUAUUAAAGAAAUAUGAUAAAAAGAAAGAUAGACCCGUUAUUAUUGGUCACAGAGAAGCUUUACUGGAGCAAUUGAACAAUACACAAGAUCCUGCUCUAACUUUGCAUUUGACAACCACAAUACUGUUCACAGCUGCUACGCAAAACGCUCUUCAUAUGUCUGGGAGACAUGUAUCAUCCAUUCUUUCUUUUCUACAGCCACUUUUGGAACAGUCAACUAUUGCUACACUCAAUAAAUAUCAUGAUCUGGUACUGCAAUAUUUAACUUCAUCUGAUCCAGCUAUAAAAGAAGAACUGCACAAACAGUUAGAAGAUGGUCUUCAAGAAAUCAAGAAGAUCGCUAAUGAAUAUAAAAAGCAGUUAAAGGUAGAUAAGGCCCAGGACUAAGAGUGCAAGACAAAUCAUACUACGAAAUUACGUUAUUUGAUGAAAGUGUAUAUUUUAUUUUAUAAACGUUUAUAAUCCCAUAAUUUCUAAUUACAAAUCAGAUAUUAUUUUCAAAAAUUUGAGUAAUUGUUAUUAUUUAAGUCAAUAUAAUAUGAAAACUCUGUCCACUUAAAAGGAGAAUCAUACAUUUGGUGCAACAUUAAUAUUCUCGUCUGUUUAAAAUGUAUUGAACUUUUUAUUAACAUUUCUCUGCCACGUGAAUAUAUCAAACCAUUAUCGCUCAAA
Nasonia vitripennis (jewel wasp) is the source of this 2839-nucleotide messenger RNA. It is a transcript of the gene Ufl1, whose product is annotated as E3 UFM1-protein ligase 1 homolog. Gene Ontology annotation, biological process: protein K69-linked ufmylation; response to endoplasmic reticulum stress; regulation of proteasomal ubiquitin-dependent protein catabolic process. Lineage: Eukaryota; Metazoa; Arthropoda; Insecta; Hymenoptera; Pteromalidae. Gene Ontology annotation, cellular component: endoplasmic reticulum membrane. The transcript has 5 exons. Gene Ontology annotation, molecular function: UFM1 ligase activity. The coding region runs from base 254 to 2554 and encodes 766 amino acids. The record is from RefSeq and is a predicted model, not a curated record.